This is a messenger RNA of Leptomonas pyrrhocoris, 4699 nucleotides long. RefSeq lists its product as hypothetical. The record is from RefSeq and is a predicted model, not a curated record. The transcript has a single exon. NCBI's taxonomy places the organism in Eukaryota, Euglenozoa, Kinetoplastea, Trypanosomatida, Trypanosomatidae. Bases 281 to 4699 code for a protein of 1472 amino acids.
AGAUCCGUACAAGCGAGCAAGAUAAUACAUUGGAAAUCGCAGGUGCAUUGUGCUUUUUUUUUUCACGGCGUCUCUUCGUGUAGGCCGAUAAUUGACUUUUGAACAAACGAACGGUAGACGAAUACUUGCUGAAGCAAAUAGACUCUUCUUUCCUUUUUCUUCUGCGUUUUCUUGAUUGUUAUUCGAUUAGUUUUAUGUUCAAUUCUCAUUUGUCUUCUUUUUAGUGCACACUGAGCGGCCCAAAUCCAUUAACAUAUAUAUUUUUAUUAGACGUAUGAAGAUGGCGGAGUAUCAGCGCUGCCCUCGUUGCACUCAUUCAGAAAUUCGGGCAGUAGGCGUGGAUUGUCCAAUUUGCUUCAAGGAACAGCGAGCUAAAAUGCAAUCAGCCGGAAAUGCCUAUAUGUUGCAAAAGGCACAGGAGAGUCUUGAAAGUCGUCGCGCACCGUUUCACAUGUAUAGGAACUACACGCGCAACGUGGCAACAGCCAAUAGUCAUCAAGACAGCGAUGAACGAAUUUAUGCGCACCGCAAUCUUCCUUUGCUGCGGAACAGCGGGCUUACCAAGCGCAUCAUAAACAAUGAGAACUUUUCUACUCAACGCAUGAAACCCUUGCAGAAAGCAGGAGCGAUUUGUCUAUGUCCUCUUGAAUCGUUACCGACAUCAUCUCAACCGAUCAAAGCUGACGAGACAGAGGUUUUCUUCGACGAUGAGCCGCGUCGCGAAUCGAAAUACGUGUUUCUUAACGGUGAUAUUUACCGAGGGAAGGAGCCUUUGCCGGAGGACCGUGUAAUAUACGGGAUCGAUUCGCCGAUGGCCUCCGUGCACUCAGCCGUGAGAGAGGCUGUUAAACCGUCUGCCUCCACGAAGGUGCUGCCCUCCGAAGAAGCGCAUGCUGCGGACAGUCCUACGGAUCGAACGAAACGGAGUCGGUCUGCCUCGCGGCGCAGCAACCUAGGAGGCGAGGAAGAGCGUACUGACAAAGUUCCUUCAGGAUCUUAUCGCAACUUUUUCUCGUUAUCUGGCCGUUGCUAUCGCGUGAUUGAGGUAGGUCGCACUGCACCGAAGCCCUCAGCCAAGAAGGCGAAUCAGCAGUCUUUUCUGCCGGAGGCGGUACGACGCAGUGAAGCAGCAAGAGACGGUGAACAGCAGGGUCAACGUACAUCGCACCGCUCAUCCGGGCAUUCGCGCAAUGCCCCGCACAGCGAGAAGGGCAAAGCCAAAGAGUAUGACAAACGCGUGUCCAAUGACCCGAAUGACAAGCCUAAAAUUGUGCCACAAAAGCCCACGAAAACGCGCGAUGGGCGCCGACAAUCUAGAAGACGUGAUGAAGGUCGCAAGGAUACCCGACGGAUUUCGCCAACUCGUGAAAAGCAGUUCUCCCGCCGCUCUCCGAGUCGUUUCGACGACGCUGACGAUAAUGAGCGUCUUCCACCGAUCUCAAGAGACCGGUAUUGGAGAAACCGCUCUCCAUCGUUCCAGCACGUUCGUAAACACAGUAGCGACAAUGCUGGUAGAAGGGGAGGUGAGGUGAAUUCUCGAAACGACGAACACAAACGGCGGCACCCCGACUCAAUGGACUCGGCCGAUGCGUUGUCCCCUUACUCACGAUCUCACCGAGACGACGAUUUCGUACCCUCCAAAAGCGGCAACCGCAGCGGAAGAGAGUCUGACUGCGUCGUAACCGACGGGUCUGGACGUCCCAGAAACAGACCGCGCAAGAGGCGCGUAGGCAGGAAGCAGCGUGGUCGAAGGCACUCCCCCUCCCUUUCAAGCGGCUCGAGCGGGAAGGAUGUAUACAAUGACCGCCGGCGUGCAGCGCGGCAUGGCCGUGAUCGAGAAAGCGACACGGAUUCGGAGUGGUCGGAGGUGGCGGAGGACUUUUUGUGGUCCAUGGUGCGCAGCGACUCCGCGCUGUCGUCGUCAACUCUGUCUUCCACAUCAGACGGGUCCAGCACGUCGUCGUCGUCAACGGAGCACGAGAGGUCGCGAGGGCAGCGUCAUCGCCGAGGUGGUCGAGGCCGCCGCUCCUCCUUUUCCAGCUCCGCCUCCGCUUCCAACAGCGAUAAAGCCGUUAGGCGCAGUCACCAUCCCAAACGCAAUAGCGGACACCACGCAAGCGAUAAGAGCAAGCGCACCAAGAACGCGCGUCCAUCCCCACGAUUGUCGUCAUCCGCGUCCAUCUCCCAAUCUGCCUCCACCUCCAUCCCCACACACCGUCCAGAGAGUGGGGUGGACCGGCCCCACCAAAGCGGCUCCUUGUCCCCGCUGCUUCCACAUGACAGCCGUUCCUCGUCCCCGCCUCGUCCGCCGGUGGUGCACGCGGUACGUCCGCCGCUCCCCACCGGCCUGCUGCCUCCCUUCACCGAGGAGAUGAUUCCCAGCACGCGAUACGAGCCUGCCUGCCCUUCCCCUGUUGCUCACAUGCCGCAGCCGCCGUUAUCGGAGGUGACGGCGGCGGAGCAGGCGAACGAAAAGGAGGAGAAAACUGCAGCGGGCGGUACGGAUGGCUGCAUCAGUCGUGAGACGAGGCAGCCAUGGACGGCGGAAGAGGUGGCCUCCGCCGCCAACCCGCUGCGGCGCGCUUAUGAAGAGAUCCCCGCGGAGCCGCUGCUGCUGACGCACUUCAACGACCUACGGCGCCCUUCCAUAACGUCCUCCCUACCCGUGUGCAGUCCUUCCAAUGCGCCACAGACUCUCCCUCCACGUGAGCACGACUCUGUCUUGCCCGCCUUGCCCUCUGGUGCACCAUACGAUUUGGACUCCAUUGCAGCGUACGUGCUGCGCGUCAUUUGCGACCGUCUUGGCGGCGAAGGGACUCGGUACGGUGGCCUUCCAGGCCCCCCACUCCCACCGCAGGAGACGGAGGCUGCGCACGCCGCAAGCACGGCUGAGAAAGAGGCGGAGGAGCAGCGACUGGCGCAGGAAAAGGCGGCAGCGGCGCAGCGACGACGGGCGGAGCUGCUGCGGCUGCAUCAAUUGCUGCGUGAAGUACAAGAGGAACUGCGUUACUUCCAAGAAGCGAAGAUGCCGCUGGACAGCCUCACGUCGUCGCUGAAGUUUGCUUCUGCCCAAGUGAGCGAAUUUGCUGAGAACGACGCGAUGCGGUCGGACUUGGACGAGUCGGCUACGUCGCCCAAGUUUCCCGGCAAUAUUGUUGCCGACUCCAGCACGCUUGUCUACGUCGAUGGCGAGCAGAAGCUCCCACGCUUGUCGAAGGGUGGGCACGACGCGAACGUAUCCGAUCUAGAGGUGGACAUGGCAACUCUGGAGCGUCUUCUCAAGGAGCUCCGCGAUCGCCGCACGAAGCACGAAGCGCGUCUUCGCGAAUUGGAAGUAGCAGCAGCAGCAAAGGCAGCAGCAGCAAAGGAAGCAGCAGCAGCAGCAGAGGAGGAGGAGAGGAGGAAAUCAAAGGAGGAGGCGGAGCAGCGGCAAAGAAAGGCCGUCGAGGAGGAGGCCGCGGCGCGUGCGCUGCAGGCGCAACAACAGAUGCAGGAAGUUGCCGCGUUAGUGGCGCAGGAGGCAAACACGCGUACCAUCAUUGCGAGAGAGGAGAAGUUCACCUACGACCAGCUCGUCGCCUACGCCGCCACCUCACAAGACGAGAGCCGUCGACGCGCCAUCGCCGCCCAAGAAGCGCGGUUCGACAACGAAUGUACGGAUCUGCUCGAGGCAGAGCUGGACGCCCGAGCCAACAUCGCUGCGAUGGCGGCGGAGGAAGCGGAGGAUUUCUGGGAUGUAGCGGCACAGUUGUGGCAGGCCGCGGCGGAGGAAGCGGAAGAAGCCGCGGCGGCGGAAGAGGCGAAGGCGGAGGCGGAGCGCGAGCGCCUGGAGCAGGAGGCCGCCACCGAGGCAGAGCAAGCGGCACGGCGCAAGAGUGCAGCGUGGCAGGCGGCACAGGCAGAGGAGGAGGCGCGCCUUCAAGCCGAAAUUCUGGAAAUAGAGGCCGCCGCCGCGAACGCCGCACGGCAGCGCCAAGAGAGUCAAGAGAGCCACGGCACGGAGAAGAAGGGCAACAGGAAGUGGAGUAUGCCGCGCACGUCUAUCAAGGGCAGACGGGUGCAGUCCAACCUAAUUCCAGGUCAGAUACUGGACGUGUCCGAGGAAAGUGGAAAGAUACGCCUCGUGGGCGACCCCCACAUCGAGGCAGUCGUGGCACGGAUGCGCGAGCGCCGGCGUGCGGACCGCAUGCGGCAGGAGCGUCUCGCCUCCGCCAUGCUCCGCUCGCCGGUCACCAAACCCGGCCGCUCCCCCAGAGUCGCUGGCCCUCCGCCGUCCAACCGUGAACCGUCGACGGUGCGCAUCAGCGUCGCUGGGAAUGGGGUGGCGCCCCAGGUGCGGAAGAGUGGCCAAGGCGCGAGCCGAGCCACGUCGCGACGCUCUGUUACUUCCUCACGCAGUCGCAACUCUGUCGGGGCCGGCAACGGCCGGCUCGACCAGGCGGAUCGGGGCGAGAUCCCGCCCUCGCGCGGUCGUCUGCAGAGUGAGUCAAGCUUCGUGGCUGACGCCGCGCUCGACUUGGAGGUGGAGGGGCAGCAUGUGGGGACGCCGUAUAAGACACGCAGCCGCGCCUCCUCCAUUGCCUCGGCGGGUGUGCCGCACAUGGGUGGCGUCUUUACCGCCGCCACGCCACACAAGAGCCGCUUCCCCGACGACGAAACGGACGCCUUGACCAGCUCCAACAUUUUGGAGGUGGAGUGA